Molecule: messenger RNA, 783 nt
Organism: Abrus precatorius (Indian licorice)
Lineage: Eukaryota; Viridiplantae; Streptophyta; Magnoliopsida; Fabales; Fabaceae
Product: metallothiol transferase FosB-like
Exons: 3
Coding region: 107-619 (170 amino acids)
Source: RefSeq, a predicted model, not a curated record
CUUGCGUGACUUUCAUUCUUUUGUUUCCGUUUCUUUCUCGAAAGUUUGGGAUUUGGAAUUUGAAAUUGUUGUGUUUGGGGUAGAAUUAGGGUAUUCUCUCGAGAAAAUGAAAGAAAGUGUUGGCAACCCUUUGCACCUAAAGUCUGUGAACCACAUCUCUCUCAUCUGCACAUCCGUGGAAGAAUCUAUGAACUUUUAUCAGAACUUUCUUGGAUUUUUCCCUAUCAGGAGGCCAGGAUCAUUUGACUUUAAUGGGGCGUGGCUUUUUGGCUUUGGGAUUGGAAUUCACUUGCUGCAGGCUGAGGAUCCAACAAACAUCCCAAGAAAGACUGAAAUUAAUCCAAAAGAUAAUCAUAUAUCAUUCCAGUGUGAAAGCAUGGGGGCAGUGGAGAAGAAGUUGAAGGAGAUGGGUAUUGGUUAUGUGCGUGCAAUGGUAGAGGAAAGUGGGAUCCAAGUGGAUCAGCUGUUUUUCCAUGACCCAGAUGGGUUCAUGAUUGAGAUAUGCAAUUGUGAUAGCCUUCCUGUGAUACCCUUAACAGGUGAGAUGGUUAGAUCCUGCUCACGUGUGAACCUUCAGAUGCUUCAGCAGCAAAUACAACAAGUUGUUCAGCAACAAUAAGGUCAAGGGAGUGACGAAAGUACGUGGAAAAUUAAAGUUGCAUAUAUCCUCCUUUUUAUGUUCUCUACUUAUCAACGAGUCAUUUUCUUCUUGAUGUUUGCAUUCCUUUGAUGUAGUAAACAAUAUCCUAGUUGUUCCUAAUAAAAUAAGUAUUGUUUCUUGUG